UAUUGCAUGUUCAAAACAGACCAGAAGGAGAGAGAAUCAAUAUGUGGUUAGCUAAUGUUGAAUUUGUACUAGCAACUGUGAUAAUAGUUGUAUGCAGCCAUGAAUGUAAGGACUAUGAUCUUUCGGCAUCAGAUCAGUCUCUGGUAGAUAUGAUGAAACAUUACCUUCAUACGUCAAGGAAAGACGAAUGUCCACCGCAAAGAAAAACACUCAAUGCAGGAGUGACCUAUAUACGUUGGGGAAGGACACGCUGUCCCAAGGAAGUUGACAUAGUAUAUACAGGACAAGUCGGUGGAAAUCAAUAUUCGCACAAAGGAGGUGGUGUCAACUAUUUAUGUCUCCCUAAUGAUCCUGAGAAUGGACAGCAUCAAUCUUACGACAAUGAUCAGGUUCAUGGAGGUGAAUACCAACUUAGUUCAAAAUUUAAGCCUUCGGGAUGGUCAGAAAGUAUGGCCAACAAGGAAGUACCAUGUGCUGUAUGUUACCAGAAACAAAGAUCCGCUGUCAUCAUGAUUCCAGGUAGAAAGACUUGCUAUAAAGGAUGGAACUCAGAAUAUAAUGGUUAUUUGAUGAGUGAUCAUAAAACACAUUUCAGAAGAGACUACGCAUGUGUUGACAGAAAUGCAGAACCAUUGGACAAUAAAAAUGGAGGGGAAAACGGAGCUUUAUUUUAUCCUUUACGAACCAAAUGUGGUAGUUUGAGAUGUCCACCGUAUACCAAUGAAGCAGAUGUGCUUUGUGUCGUCUGUACAAAGUAA
Molecule: messenger RNA, 758 nt
Organism: Mytilus trossulus (common blue mussel)
Lineage: Eukaryota; Metazoa; Mollusca; Bivalvia; Mytilida; Mytilidae
Product: short-chain collagen C4-like
Exons: 5
Coding region: 42-758 (238 amino acids)
Source: RefSeq, a predicted model, not a curated record